AUGAAGGGGUACUACAUUUUAGUGCUUAUGUUUUUUGUCCUUAGCCAAAAACAAAUAUUUGUAGAAAGCAUUAUACAAAAGCAGGAUGUGUACUUGGAUGAUGAGUUCAAAAGUUUUACAUAUUUUUUUGCUUCCUCCCCAUCUGCCAAUUUCUUGUCUAGAAUUGUCCAUAGUGAUUCAUCAAGAUUUGUUCAAGUGAAUAAUAAAAUAGAUAUAUGGAGUAAAACGGUAGAUAAGGCAUACUCAAUCAAUCAAGUUUCCAACGAAAUCAUGAGGACUUACAUUUCUCUUCUGCUUUUACUGUUAUGCCCUUAUUUUGCCUUCAUUGGAAUAUUCGGUCAUACAAGAAACCAGACAACCUUAACGUUGUCAUCUAUAUGGGCUUAUUUCACUCUUUUAACUGUCUUUUAUUUAACUAACGGGAUUUUAAAUAUCGGAUUUGUCUGUUCCUUGCCACUAGUAUUUGGAUUAUUCGCUUUCAGUAUAGCAAACUCGGAUUGUACAAUUAAAACUUUAUACAAAUACACUCGAUAUAUGUUUUGCUUUGUUGUUGCUAAGUUGAUAUACGACACUGUAACAAAUGUAAGCGGAGAUGGAGCAAAUUCUUUCGACUACGGAUUCAGCGGAAUUAUAUAUAUGAAUUUAUUCAGAGGGAAUUACUAUUUCGUCUUGAAAAUAGUUCAUCUAAUUGUGCUUAGCGUUUUAUCGCUAAUUAUUGUUAAAUCAUUUCCAAAGUUUUUUUCGACGAAUUCUUUGCAAAGUCCCAUAUCUAUACUACUGGACAAGUACAUUGUAUCCACUUUAUGCUCAUUACCUAUUGCCGCAUCCCUUACCCAAAUAUUUUACUUAACAAGCAAAACGAUAAACCCCAUAGACCCAAGCAUAUUUUUCAUGAUUCCUAGUUCCAUAAACUUUUCUUCAAUAAGCACAAUUUUUUCAUUAAUUACAUGGGCAAUAACAACUUAUGUAUUAGUUGUACUGAGAAAUCAUGUGGAAACGGAUUACAACCAUAUUUUAAAUAAAAUUCCAACGAGCAUCAACGAAUUUUUAUAG
Messenger RNA from Plasmodium malariae, 1053 nucleotides. Its product is annotated as conserved Plasmodium protein, unknown function. Lineage: Eukaryota; Apicomplexa; Aconoidasida; Haemosporida; Plasmodiidae. The transcript is spliced from 13 exons. The record is from RefSeq and is a predicted model, not a curated record. Bases 1 to 1053 code for a protein of 350 amino acids.